Messenger RNA from Astyanax mexicanus (Mexican tetra), 5614 nucleotides. It is a transcript of the gene sulf1, whose product is annotated as sulfatase 1. Gene Ontology annotation, cellular component: plasma membrane; cell surface; Golgi apparatus. The record is from RefSeq and is a predicted model, not a curated record. The coding region runs from base 977 to 4450 and encodes 1157 amino acids. Gene Ontology annotation, molecular function: N-acetylglucosamine-6-sulfatase activity; glycosaminoglycan binding; calcium ion binding. The transcript has 22 exons. NCBI's taxonomy places the organism in Eukaryota, Metazoa, Chordata, Actinopteri, Characiformes, Acestrorhamphidae.
UAGCACAGAGAUGUGUUAAAAACGCUCCCGUGUGUCUCCUUCAGUGAAGCUGUUCAGGUUUGUCUGUUUUGCUUGGUGUAAAUCCUCCUGCGCCGAGGCUGAAGUCUCCUAUUUCACUACUGGAUCAACAUCACAAGAGCUUUAGCAGGCCUGAGCCGUGUGAUGCUGAGUGUUAAAUGCAAGGCUUAUCUGGACCUGUGAGAGUCCUCAGAGUGUUCAGCCCAUUCAGAGCUCCCUGCAGAAGCCCAAAGCAAACAUUCCAGCCAAAACGUUAGUCUGCAGUCUGCCGGAGAUUACUCACUGCCCCAGUCUUCACAAGUCACCUCUGUUCUACCUGCCGGCCUCUGUUUGCUUAUUGUAAAUCAUAAGUGGCACUCUUCCCUUCAGGUUACGGUGGCCAGAGUUUGCAGACAUCUCCGUUAGAAGCUCCCUCUUUCUCUCUCUCUUUUUUUUUUUUUUUUUUUAACCCCCCCUCCCUCAGUGUCCCGUGUCGUUGUCCCAGCCUCCAGCCGGGGAAGAGCCACCCUGCCCCUCUCUGAUUGGACUGGGCUGCUCGGGUAGUCUGUCUUGACGCAGCUCUAAGCGGAGAGCGCCGGAGGACGUGUUUCAACAGAUGGUUCGGGGUUAGCGUGUGUGUGUCAUCACAUCGCCGAGAGAAUUAGAGGAGGAAGGUCGUUCCUCCCGGAGCUGUGUGGUCCCCCCAGUGGCACGAGAAACACGAGGGAAAGAGAGAGAGAGAGAGAGAGAGAGAGAGAGCGCUCACGACAGAAAGAGAGAGAAAGAGAGACAGAGGGAGUCCCGUGCCUUCAUACUUCAGGACAACACUGCACUCCUGUCUUUCAGUUCCCACCAGACCACCUGGUGCCGCAGCAAGCAGGACUUUGAAGUCUGAGAGAACUUGCUGGUGGAUGAACCAGUGGCCUGAGAGUAGCAGUGUUGGUCCCAGUGUGUGGUGUGUGUGCGUGUGUUCGUGGUGAUGAAGCACUUGUGUCUGGGCUGGCUCCUGGCCCUGGGCCUGGCUGCCUCAGUGGCCUCAGGCUUCACCACCCGGAGUCAGAGCCUGAGGGGCAGAGUGCAGCGCGACCGGAGAAACAUCCGCCCCAACAUCAUCCUCAUCAUGACGGACGACCAGGACGUGGAGCUGGGCUCCUUGCAGGUCAUGAACAAAACCCGUAAGAUCAUGGAGGACGGCGGCACCUCCUUCACUAAUGCUUUUGUGACUACGCCAAUGUGCUGCCCAUCCCGAUCAUCCAUGCUGACGGGCAAAUACGUUCACAACCAUAACACGUACACCAACAACGAGAACUGCUCAUCACCGUCGUGGCAGGUCCAGCACGAGCCACGCUCCUUCGCUGUCUACCUCAACAACACUGGAUACAGGACAGCUUUCUUCGGGAAGUACCUCAAUGAAUACAACGGCAGCUACAUUCCUCCUGGGUGGCGCGAGUGGGUGGGGCUCAUCAAAAAUUCCCGCUUCUAUAAUUACACCGUCUGUCGGAACGGUUACAAGGAGAAGCACGGCGCGGAGUAUACCAAGGACUACUUCACGGAUCUCAUCACCAACGACAGCAUCAAUUAUUUCCGCAUGUCUAAGCGGAUGUACCCACACCGGCCAGUGAUGAUGGUGAUCAGCCACGCGGCGCCCCACGGCCCGGAGGACUCGGCACCCCAGUACGCAGAGUUCUUCCCCAACGCUUCACAGCACAUCACACCCAGCUACAACUACGCCCCCAACAUGGACAAGCACUGGAUCAUGCAGUACACCGGCCCCAUGAAGCCCAUCCACAUGGAGUUCACCAACUACCUGCAGAGGAAGAGGCUGCAGACGCUGAUGUCGGUGGAUGACUCUGUGGAAAAGAUAUACAAUGCACUAGUGGAAACAGGUGAGCUGGACAACACCUACAUCAUCUACACAGCAGAUCACGGCUAUCACAUCGGUCAGUUUGGCCUGGUCAAGGGGAAAUCCAUGCCUUAUGACUUUGAUAUUAGAGUGCCUUUCUUUGUGAGGGGGCCGAAUGUGGAGCCUGGAACCAGGAACAACCAUCUUGUUCUAAACAUUGAUCUGGCCCCUACAAUCCUGGAUAUUGCUGGCCUGGACACACCACCUGACAUGGAUGGCAAGUCCAUCAUGAAGCUUUUGGAGCAGGAGAAGACGGGCAACAGGUUUAAACCAAACCGGAAGCCUAAAGUGUGGAGGGACACUUUCCUUGUGGAGAGAGGGAAGAUCCUACGAAAGAAAGAAGAUUCUACAGGCAGCAUGACUCCUCCAAACACCAACAGCCUCCCCAAAUACAAGAAGGUUAAAGAGGCGUGCCAGCAGGCUGAGCUUCAGACAGCCUGCGAACAGCCUGGACAGAAAUGGCACUGCGUGGUGGACAUCACAGGGAAGUGGCGUAUGCAGAAGUGUAAAGGCUCACUAAAGGCCACCUCCAGAAAGAGAGCACGAAGCCUGCGACUGAGAUCCUACGACAGCCGGGAGAAAGAGUGCCGCUGCGGAGAGAGAGGAUACAAGCCAAGUAAAGCAGAACGACGGGAGCACAGGCACGCCUCACAGGGCAGCAGUCAGCGCUACAGGCCCCGUUUCGUGCACACUCGUCCAGCCCGCUCUCUUUCAGUGGAGUUUGAGGGAGAGAUCUAUGCUGUGGAUCUGCAGGCAGACGACAGGGCAGCAACAGAGCCCCGGCCCAUCAGCAAGCGGCAUUACGAACCAGAAGAGUCUUUUGACCCUGAUUUCGGUCUAGAGUCGGAUGAUGGGUCUGAGGAGAUGCUGGCUGAUGAUACGAACGCUGUGGGCUACCCCAGCUCACUUAAAGUCACACACAAGUGCUAUAUCCUGCUGAACGACACCGUGCACUGCGAGAGAGAAAUCUACCAGUCCUCAAAAGCCUGGAAAGAUCACAAGAGCUUUGUGGAUCAGGAGAUCGAGCUGCUCCAGGAUAAGAUGAAGAAGCUGCGUGAGGUACGAGGACAUCUGAAGAGCAGAAAGCCAGACGAGUGUGAUUGUGGAAAGAAGAGCUACUAUAGCAAAGAGAGAGGGCUGAGAAACAAGCCUGAGAGGAUGAAGAGCAGGAACCACCUCCAUUCCUUUAAAGAGCCUGUGCAGGAGGUGGACAGCAAGGUCCAGCUCUAUAACGAGAUCCGCAGAAGGAAGAAAGAGAGAAAGGAGAGGAAGAAGCAGAGGAAGGGAGAUGACUGCAGCCUGCCUGGACUCACCUGCUUCACACACAACAACGACCACUGGCAGACCGCCCCCUUCUGGAACUUGGGAAAUUUCUGUGCCUGCACAAGCUCCAACAACAACACUUACUGGUGUCUGAGGACCAUUAAUGACACCCACAACACGCUGUUCUGCGAGUUUGCUACUGGCUUCCUGGAGUACUUUGAUCUGAACAGUGAUCCUUACCAGUUGACCAAUGCGGUAUAUACAGUGGAGAGAGACAUCCUGAAUCAGCUCCAUCUGCAGCUGAUGGAGAUGAGAAGCUGUCAGGGUCAUAAACAGUGCAACCCCAGGCCAAGAAACCCAGAUGCAGCUCACAGUCAGCAUGGGACGGACGAAAGGGUUAAGCUGCCCAACUUCACGGAGCAGGAGGAUGUGGACUGGCAGGGACUGGUGCGACUUUACAGUGUGAAUGAGAGCCUGUUUGAGCACAGGCGUGACUACAGUCCCAGCUUGGAGGACUGGACCAACUUUGGGAAGGAUGUAGAUAGAAUGUUUGCACUGCUGAGCGAUUUAAAGCAACUCAACCGGACCAAUAAGCUUGACCCCCUGGAUGAGCUGGGCUCCGGGGCAGGGGGUCCAGAGGAGGCCAGUGGAGCCGGGGCCUUAAACCUGGACAUUUGGACCCCUGUAAUCACCACUGGACCUCGAAUAAUGGCCCCUACUGCCCCCAAGGCCAGUGGAGCUAGUGACUGGUCCCCUGUAAUUACCACAGGACCUCAGCUGAUGAGCUCUUCUGCCCCUAAAAUAAUUCUGAAAUCGGCCAAUGAACUUCCAGAGGGACUCCCAACCGAACCCACACCUUACAGGGUCUUCUCUAGGGGGGACACCUGGGCUCAGCAGCUAGAGAAUGAACUAGACGGAGAUGGAAUGACCUUCAGUGGCAACGGCCUAACAGAACUUGAGACCCAUCACCACGAUUUCCUUCAGUCCGGCUCCAGUGGCCUCCAAAGGGCCAAUCUGGAUCCCAGUCAGGCCACUGACCACCACAAAGACAAAGAGGAACAGGAGGAGGAUAUUUUUGAGGCCCAAGGCCUUCUUCCAGUUUCCACAAAGCCGGAAAAGCUCCCAGAGCAAGCUAAGGCACCACCAGCCGAACCUUCACCCCAACCCCUUCUUCUGGUUCAUAUUCACAUGUCCCAGGGCCCUCAGGACCCUCAUCUGGACCCUCAAGACCCUCUGUUUUCAGAGGGCAGUGGCCUGGGCCCUCCUCCUUCCAACACAUCCCUCUGAGAAAGGCCUGCAGGCAAUGCACUGUGAAAGCCAGUCACCCCGAGACAUUGAAAAGCCUUCCAGCUGGGGAGAAUCCUAUUGAAUUCUAAUGUUAUUAUGUUUUAUUUUUUUACAGGUGCUUACAUUUAUUAGAAAUCAGUGUUAUAUGUUUUGUAAGAUAUAUACAUAUAAAAAAAAUCUAUCUAUAUAUAUAUUUAGAGAUCAAGAGCCUUAAUGCAGCUCAAAUGUUGCAGUUAUGUUUUCAGUUUCAAGCAGAGAACGCCAGCAAAAGUAUGUUUUUAAUGUAUUUUAUAAAGAAAAGCAAGUUUUAUCUGGGGAAACCAUUGCACUCUGUCACAAGUGAAGCAGAAUUGUCCCAUUGCUGAAUGUUUUAACGCAUUAACAUGUUUAAGUUUAAACCUUCAAGGCCUUCUUUUUAAAAAAAAAUAUACAUCAUAUUACACACAUACUCUUACACCAAGCUUCAUUCUGGAAAGCCAAACUGAGAAAUAUAUGAAAUGAAACUGGAAAACCUCUUCCUGAGUUUUGGGAUGGUUUCAGUAGUCCUUUGUUUUCAUGGUUGCUCACAUUAAUAUGCAAUUGGUUAGCCAGUAUCUGGCUGACAGUGUUCUUUUUUUUUUUUAUUUAAUUUAGCUUUUUAUCUGCACAGUACUGUUCAUUAUGUUCAUACCUUUGGUUGUUUACAGUAUAUCACUGCUUGUGCACAGUUGCGCAGUCACAUGGGUCACAUGUUGUGUGGUUAAACUGAUUGAUGGUGAUGGUUUUGGCUUCUUUUCUUCGGUUUAAGUAAUAUAGCAACAUUUCACUUUAAAUAGACACACAAAAUGGCACAUUCACUCUCAUCAGAUCAUUCAGAUUUUGUUAAUCAUAAAUGUUUCAUCAUAAAACAGUCAGUCAUCUUUGGCUCUUGUGAAUGUACAGUCCAGAUCACCAAAUCUGCCUUUUGUUUUUAUCUUUUGCCCAACCAUUAUUCAGUGUUUCUAAUCACUGUCCUUUUUUUAGUGUGUGAAUUAUGUGCUGAACUAAAGUUUGUUUGGCUCUGGAUUCAUCAUCCCAAACUGCAGAUAUGAUUUUUUUUCUUUUGUUUUUAUUUGUGGGAGGUGGUAAACAAUUCUGGCUUCUGGAAAGCCAAGAGGCUGUUGCAGAAUAAACAUUUGUCAAACA